Sphenostylis stenocarpa is the source of this 1194-nucleotide messenger RNA. The record is from the annotation of a GenBank genome assembly. NCBI's taxonomy places the organism in Eukaryota, Viridiplantae, Streptophyta, Magnoliopsida, Fabales, Fabaceae.
AUGAAUACCUUCUCUUCUCCCACGCGUCUGAGGGACAUGAUCCGGGCCAUGCGUGCUUGCAAAACUGCAGCAGAAGAACGUGCUGUUGUAAGAAAAGAAUGUGCUGCCAUCCGUACUUCUAUAAAUGAAAAUUAUCAGGACUAUAGGCAUCGGAAUCUGGCUAAGCUAAUGUUCAUCCACAUGCUUGGCUACCCCACUCAUUUUGGUCAAAUGGAGUGCCUCAAGUUGAUAGCAUCUCCUGGAUUUCCGGAGAAGAGAAUGGGUUACCUUGGCCUUAUGUUGCUUCUCGAUGAAAAACAAGAAGUUCUAAUGGAGCUAGCAAUAUUGGAAAAGGUCGAAAUGGCUCGUGAUCUUGCACCAGAGGUUGAGAAAUUACUGCAUUUUCGAGAUCCAAAUAUUCGGAAGAAGGCAGCAUUGUGCUCUGCAAGAAUUAUAAAGAAAGUUCCAGACAUGGCCGAAAAUUUUGUUGAUUCUACUACUGCCUUACUAAGGGAGAAGCAUCAUGGAGUUUUGAUCACUGGGGUUCAGCUUUGUACUGAUCUAUGCAAAAUUAGCUCAAAAGCUCUUGAACAUGUUAGAGAGGGUCGUGGAGGCCACUUUGGUUGUAGUGGAAGAGUUCACAGUGGUCGUAAUUCUAUAUUAUGUCAAAAAUGCACGGAGGGUUUGGUCAGAGUUCUAAAGGAUUUAGUAAGCAAUCCCUAUUCCCCAGAGUAUGAUGUUGCUGGUUUCACCGACCCUUUUCUGCAUAUCAGAUUGCUUAGACUGUUGCGGGUAUUGGGUGAAGGUGAUGCUGAUGCUAGUGAUUCUAUGAAUGACAUACUUGCCCAGGUGGCUACAAAGGUUGAGUCAAGUAAAAUUAUUGGGAAUGCCAUCUUAUACGAGUGUGUUCAAACAAUAAUAAGCAUUGAAGAUAAUGGUGGCUUACACGUGCUUGCCAUCAAUAUUCUAGGAAAGUUCUUGUCGCACCAAGACAACAAUAUCAGUUUUCCGUCCCUCUUCCUUGUUGUACUCUUAUUCCUACAGGUUUUGCCUUAUAUCCUUUGUGACAUUGCUAAUGCUCUUGACUUGUCAAACCGAUCGCCUUGCUGGAAUCAUGUUGUGUCGAUUUACGCAACCCUCAAAAAUCCUCCCACUUGCCUCAGUGCAGCUUUGCUUCCCUUGGCGGCGUGUGUGGUUGGACCACCUCUCUCCUAG